GUGAAUAUUUAGUUUUAUGAAAAGGUGAAAGGUAAUCAAAAAAUAUUAAGACAAAGUACUUCAACAAAUAUCUAAAAAAUAAAAAGUAACAUUCAUAAAUCAAGUCAAAAUGUUUCCAAAGAAACUAAAUCUAAUAAUCGCAUGCAUAUUAAUCAAACUGACAGUUGCAAGUGAAAUUUGCAACUCCAGCGCAGUGCCGGCUAGACAGCAAACGUUGGACGAGACAUUUAAGCGCACAUCGCCACUUUAUGGCUUAUCAACAAUCAGUGAUGAGCAUUUAAUUAAACAGCAAUGCCACAAACACUUGCAGUUCUUCCAAAAUGGUUUAAGACAGAAAUUGCCUUGGGCAUUGAAAAUGUAUGACGCCUCGGCUAGCCUCGAAUCGGGCUUUACAUUUGGCAACAAUUUCUGGUUGGGCAAUAUUGAGGUCUGUCAUGCCGUCGCUCAACCGGUCAACUUCCAGGUGUCAUCCUACCUACCACAUCAAAUGAAAGCCGAGCUGCUGACCUCCUUUGCGCCGUUCCCCGUCGAGUUUCGCGUUCUCUACUUUCGUCACAACUCCAGUUGGCAAGUGGAUCCCAUUGUGACUGCGUUUGCAACACGCAUUCAUAUGGGUCUCUGUGUGCCCAGCUCUUGUACGGAGCAGGAAAUACGCGGUCUCAUGGAAACCUACUUGUCCAGUGAUCUCUUUGCCGGCAAUGAAUUGUACGAUAUGAACUUGCAAUAUGAUUAUGCGAAGGAUCUUAAGUUGAAGCCGGAUACUUUUCGCAGAACUUCAUUUUAUUUGUGUUGUGUUUUUAUUACUGCAACAGUGGGUCUGACAAUUGCUGCCGCUAUGUUAAAGACAACAACGGUCAUUGAAGAGAUUAAUAUCGGCAAAAGCUCAGACGAAGCGCAAAAAGCUACAGAGAUCUCCACAGCAAACAACAAAGCAUCUGAAAACCAGCAAUUUGUUGUUGCGUCGAGCUUUAUCGCUUGUUAUGACAUACAAACGAAUUGCCAGCAUAUCUUUAAGCCCUCUAAGGCGAGUAACACGUUCGCUGCUUUAAAUGGUAUCCGUUUUGCCAGCGCCAUUGGUGUCACCAUGUAUCAUUACUUAAUGUUCCUCUUCAAUGGCACACGAAAUAAAUUGACACUUUUCGGCUAUCUGGUGCAUAUCGGAAAUGUUGACGUAUUUGUAGAUGUAUUUUUCACCAUCAGCGGAUUCCUACAGGCUUACCAUCACUUUCGGAACGUCGUUGUGUUGGAGAUAAUACGUAAAAAUAAUUUUAAACAAAACAUAAUACUGAUAGGGCUGCAUUUAUUUCAUCGAUACUUGAGAUUGGCACCACUAUACUUCCUAACUAUAGGAGUAUUAGAUUUUAGCGCAAAACUUAUGGAUGAUAUAUCACUAUUUGAUAUCGAUCACAAGCCGCAUCUCAACUGUGAAAAUUAUUGGUGGCGAAAUGUGUUCUUCAUACAGAAUUUCUUCAAUCACAAUGAUAUGUGCUGUCUCUGGACAUGGUCCUUGGCGUGUGACAUGCAGUUCUCGGUAUUGGCCACGGUGCUGCUUUUUCUCUAUGUCAAACAUCCGAAGCGUACAAAGUUAUGCUUAGCAGUUCUUGUUGUGGCAAGCAUUGGAUACACCUAUAACUAUGGACUCAAGCUGAAUUUCGAUGGUACUCUGGAGUCAACGUUCGCCUCUCUAACGGAAAUCUAUAUACAUCCGUUAGCACGCAUUUUGGCUUACAUCUCUGGCAGUAUCGCUGGCUGGUACUUUGUUCAGCAGAAGCAGUUACCAUUUACCAUGGGCAAGCGGACUCAGCAGUUUAUGCUUUAUUUGGUGUUGUUCAUAUUCAUCGGCUGCGUAUUCAAGCCACGCGUUUCUACAUUUUCUGUUUUUACAUCAACGUCCAUUUUACUGUUGGAACGCAUUGUCUUUACCAUCACACUUAGUAUUGUAUUUGUGGCCAGUGGUUAUGGUCACAUACGCUGGUUCUUCGGUUUCUACGAGUCGGUCUUCUAUCAGAAAUUCAGUAGAGUUGCCUACGCAAUGUUUCUGUUGAAUCCAACGUUGACAUUCGCAUUGCCGGCUUAUGGUCGUUCUAACCUCUAUGCCAAUCCUUUGCAAAUGUGUGUAGAAUUAAUCGGUGUGUUGGUUGCUCUAGUAUUAUAUUCAACGGUGAUAACUUUACUCUUCGAAGUACCAUAUCAAAAUCUAUCAAGGCUUCUCAUCAUCCGGCAAAUCAAGAAGAAAAUUUCCUAAUAAUUUAUUUUAAGUAUAACUGUAAAUUUUAAAAUGUGUUGAAUCAACACUGUUGGU
Molecule: messenger RNA, 2302 nt
Organism: Zeugodacus cucurbitae (melon fly)
Lineage: Eukaryota; Metazoa; Arthropoda; Insecta; Diptera; Tephritidae
Product: nose resistant to fluoxetine protein 6-like
Exons: 6
Coding region: 110-2245 (711 amino acids)
Molecular function (GO): acyltransferase activity, transferring groups other than amino-acyl groups
Source: RefSeq, a predicted model, not a curated record